Molecule: messenger RNA, 1089 nt
Organism: Chelmon rostratus (copperband butterflyfish)
Lineage: Eukaryota; Metazoa; Chordata; Actinopteri; Chaetodontiformes; Chaetodontidae
Gene: slc25a1a
Product: solute carrier family 25 member 1a
Exons: 9
Coding region: 1-1089 (362 amino acids)
Biological process (GO): mitochondrial citrate transmembrane transport
Source: RefSeq, a predicted model, not a curated record
AUGUCCUCGCUGCUGAAGCCGUUUUCGGUGUGUGAGGGGCCGUGCGAGAGCUGCGGAGUCAGGAGAGGAUGGCCGAGCUCCGCUCCCGUUCAGCAGCCUCCAUCCCGGCGCCUGUCCGCCGCCGCCGCCGCGGCGGGGCUGGGCUCUCUGCCGGUCCACCAGCGGUCGUACGCGGCGAGGAGAAACCUGGCGGCUGCUGCGGUCGGAGGGCGGAAAAUCACGCAUCCCGGAAAGGCCAUCCUUGCAGGUGGCAUUGCAGGAGGAAUCGAGAUCUGUAUCACCUUCCCCACAGAGUAUGUCAAGACCCAGCUGCAGCUGGACGAGAGAGCCAACCCGCCGCGGUACAGAGGGAUCGGUGACUGUGUGAAGCUGACUGUGCAGGAUCACGGGCUUAGAGGGUUGUAUCGAGGUCUCAGCUCCCUGCUCUAUGGAUCAAUACCCAAGUCUGCAGUCAGGUUCGGCACGUUCGAGAUGCUCAGCAACCCAAUGCGAGACGCCACAGGUCGGCUAGACAACACGCGGAGCCUCGUGUGCGGUUUAGGAGCAGGCAUAGCAGAGGCCAUCCUGGUCGUCUGCCCCAUGGAGACACUGAAGGUGAAGAUGAUCCACGACCAGUGUUCCCUCAGACCUCGCUACAGAGGCUUCUUUCACGGAGUCAGCGAGAUCAUCAGGGAACAGGGUGUUAGGGGGACGUAUCAAGGUCUGACAGCGACUGUGCUGAAACAAGGAACCAAUCAAGCCAUCCGAUUCUACGUGAUGAACUUGCUGCGCAAUUGGUACAAAGGUGACGACCCCAGACGAGAGAUGCACCCCAUUGUCACGGCGAUGUUCGGAGCGACGGCGGGAGCUGCCAGUGUCUUUGGAAAUACGCCUCUGGAUGUGGUGAAGACCAGGAUGCAGGGUUUGGAGGCCCACCGCUACAAAAACACGGUAGACUGUGCCUUCCAGAUCUUGAAGCAUGAAGGACCACAGGCCUUCUACAAAGGGACCGUUCCCAGGCUUGGACGCGUGUGCUUGGACGUGGCCAUAGUCUUCGUCAUCUACGAGGAGGUGGUCAAACUACUCAACAAUGUGUGGAAGACCCAGUAG